Molecule: messenger RNA, 2021 nt
Organism: Aspergillus campestris IBT 28561
Lineage: Eukaryota; Fungi; Ascomycota; Eurotiomycetes; Eurotiales; Aspergillaceae
Product: Zn(II)2Cys6 transcription factor
Exons: 1
Coding region: 177-1559 (460 amino acids)
Biological process (GO): positive regulation of transcription by RNA polymerase II
Cellular component (GO): nucleus
Molecular function (GO): DNA-binding transcription factor activity, RNA polymerase II-specific; transcription cis-regulatory region binding; zinc ion binding
Source: RefSeq, a predicted model, not a curated record
UGAUGUUCUGGUCGGUGGUUGCAAAGUGUGGAAACCUGGUGUCAAGCUUGAUGCCUCCAUGUGGGCCACCCUUCGACCAAGGGCGACCUUAUCAGUUAUUCCUGGUACCUAGGAGAAUUGUUGACAGUUACUAUUAAUUUCUUGACCCUGUCAGAGGCCCCUCCACCUAAAUCACUAUGCCUCCAAAGCGAGAGCGGACGGUACCGGGUUCCUGUUGGCCAUGCAAACAGCGCCGGGUCAAAUGCGACCUGGUGCAGCCGCGAUGCCGACGGUGUACUCUAGCCGGCUCCAAGUGCUGCUAUGACAAGAUCCUGGUGCGUUGGAAUGCACGCCCGACCAGGGGGACUCCCGUCACGUACCAGUUGCCUACGGUCGGCCUCUUGGGCAGUCUCCCGCCCGAUACAUCUCUCGCCAAGGGGGAUCUCCGGGCGCUGGAGUACUUCCAAGCGGCACUGUGGCCCUUGUUCACUACGGCCUCUCGACCGUGCCCGCCACCCAUGUCGCUAGCGAUGGAGUCGCAGCCGGUGUUGUUGGUGAUGUGUGAGCUGGCCGAUGCCCAUCGCGCAUUGCACGAUAAGCUAUUAAAGGACCGGUCCCCGGCGGAGGAUAAACGACUCACCUGCCUGACCUCCGUCCGCAAACAGCUGCUGCAGAGCGCCUCCAAUACUGAGUCUCUCUCACGUCUCCUGGUCGCCGUGCUUCUAUUGUAUUUCCUAGACGGCUUCAUCGACUGUGCCCGGCAGUCUGCAUCCACCACGAGUCACCAAUCAGGCGUACAAGCCAUCGUGGAACACCUGGGCGGAUUUUCCUCGCUCAUCGGCAAAGGCCAGAAGGACACCAACAUGUUGAUGUCCGAAUUUGCGUCCACAGAUUUGACCAGAUCGCUGCUGGACGACCGCGCGCCCUGCGUCCCCGCCGACAUCUGGAAUCGGAUUGAAACGGGCACCGUCUGGUGGGAGAAGCAGCGAUACGGGGAGACCACGCUGGCUGCCGUCUUCGGAGUGAUAUCCGAAAUGGCCUUUUACCGACACUCAGUCCAAAUGGACCGCAUGGAGCCGUCCAUGGAAAAGAUUCGGGAGUUCGAAUCCCGUCUCCAACCGACUUCCAUCAUCCUCGCUCUCGAUCACCUCCGCAUGCCUGAUCCGUACGUCGUCCCGGAGUCGGACGCUGACCAGACGAUGCAACCCAUGGCCUUCACGAGAGCUUUCCAGCAUGCUGCUCUCAUUUAUCUCUACCGCGCCAUCUGUGGCUUGCCCGCGCGUCACUGUCUCGUCCAGCAGCACGUGCAGCACUGCUUGACCUGCAUCAUGGGCAUCAGCACCAGCUGCAAGGCCCACAACUGUGUCAUCUUUCCCCUGUAUGUCAGUGGAGCGCAUGCCUUUGGUGUAGAGCAGCAGAGCUUCGUACUGAACAAGCUGGAUACCAUCUACGGGACUCUUCGCUUCAAUUCCCUGCUUUCAAUUCGCGCCGCCCUGGAGGACCUCUGGGCUUCACCUGCCCACGAUGGUCAAUGGUCCGCCAUGUUCACCAGCCUUGGCCAGGAUGUGCUUGUGCUCUGAUUGUAAUUGCAAAUGUGUAUGUACUUGCUAUGAUCCGAUGAAUGAUGAGAUUGUUUUCUACUUCUAAAAGGUGGGUCUGCCUAAAGAUACCUUGUUCCCUGGGUGUCCUCGAACCGUCAAUAGGCUUAAGAUGUCUACUUCUGGCCAACCUCGCCAUGCUCCUAUUGGCGCUGUCAACAUAUUUAAGCAAAGAUAUGUGUUUAAGUUAUUUUUCCAUGGUGUACGCUUAUGGAACUCAUGUUAAUUCCUCCCGGGUUACUGCUAGAAGCAUCCUUGAGGACACAACAAAUGCAUGUCCUAGGAAGGAGCAAGAAUGCUGAAUCCCUAGUGGCAUAUCUUUUUACCGGUAUGUCACAUCAAGUACAAGAACUGUAAAUCCUAAAAGUCAGCCAGCGAGUUUGAUGCUUAUCACUGUUGUCUCCACACCUUCGGUUGUUUUUCACUUGCAUCAACUGCCUACAU